Mytilus californianus (California mussel) is the source of this 1496-nucleotide messenger RNA. RefSeq lists its product as uncharacterized. The transcript has 5 exons. The record is from RefSeq and is a predicted model, not a curated record. NCBI's taxonomy places the organism in Eukaryota, Metazoa, Mollusca, Bivalvia, Mytilida, Mytilidae. The coding region runs from base 267 to 1496 and encodes 409 amino acids.
UUUCUAGUUCAUUGUGUGGCAUUGAUUUUUUUUCUGGUUUUAUGACGCUGAAAGAUUGUUUUUUUUUACCUGAAACAUGGCUUUCAAUUCGAAUCUUUGUCUAUCUUUAAUCUUUUUGUCUUCCUUUGAUCUUUGGCGUCUUUGACAGAACUGUAAUAAUUUUGACAGAACUGUCGUCUGUAUUAUGACGUCAUGUAUAAGCAGGGUUACGUAUACGUUUCAAAGAGAUGCGAUUUCGUUGAUUACAAUUAUAAAGCGUUUCAUCGAUGUUGAUGGUUGUCAAUGAAGCCGCUGACAUGUCUCGCAAUCGGACGUCAAAAUUUGAGGCACCGGAUAGUUUUAAAUGUGAUUGUUGUGGGUACGAGACAGGAAAAAGUGCAAAUUAUCACCGGCAUUUGGAAUCUGAUCGGCAUCUGCGUGUACUGAAUUUUUCCACCCAGGUAAACUGUGAAAAUAACGAGAAUGAUUUAUGCACGGAUAGCGCUACUCAGGCUCAGCCCACUGACAUGAUCGUAGAUGGUGCGACCGUAGACUAUCAAUCCAGUUACGGUCAAGAUAAUUACGAUGAAGAUUUUGAAGAAGAAGAAGAUGAAGCUGUAGAUGAUGAGGAUGAACAAGAAUAUUACGAGGAACGAAGCCGUGACACCAGGACAGAAACAGAGUGGUUCCCAUUCGAUUCCAAAACCCACUUUCUCCUCACUUCAUUAUACAGUUCUAAAACCCACCGAGUUGUAAGUUUACAUUCUGAUUGCAUAUCUUAUUCUAGCUGUUUUCUUAUAUGUGUCCAAUUUAUGUCCAAUCUUAUGUACUUGUAUAUAUGUAUUGUGAUGAAAGCUCUUUAUAACCUAUCAUGUUUCACUUUUCAUUUUUUUUUUUUUAUUGUUCUUCAGAGUGAUGAGGUAAUGUCUUUUGUCAUGUACAUAAUGAAGGAAUGUGGGUGUCGUAAUGUGCCUCCACUGUCCAAAAUAAAGAAGUAUCUUCAGACAAAAAUGGAAAUGGAAGAUAUGAUCCAAAAGGAAGACAAAUUGAUGUAUGCUAAAGUAGAUGUGUUUAUUGGCAAGGAACACAGAUACAUGUCUGAAAUGAACAUGGAAGAAAAAUGUUUAGUGAAGUACGGGCAACUGCAUAUGGUCUCGUUAGAAAAAUGCAAGGUGUUUUCUAUUCCAAGUGACACAUCAUUGAUGGAGCUCAUAAAUGGGGAGUUGAUAAACAUUUCCAGAGAAAGAAGAGAUGCAAUCUUAAAGCAAUCAUCUUUGUACACCGGUUUACCUGUUAUAACAGUGCCUUUAAACCUGUUUAUGGAUGAUAUGUCAGCCAAUCAGUCCAAAAGGUGGUCACCCCUGCAUGCCAUCCAGGGUCAGCUUUCUGGGUUGAAUGUUGAAGAAAAAAACAGAGGAAAGAAUGUGUUUUUGUUAGGUGUGGCUGAUAGAAUGGAUAUUCUUGAGCUUGUGUCUCCUAUUUGCCAGGACAUUGAAAAUUGUAAACAGUAUGUAUAA